Thermothelomyces thermophilus ATCC 42464 is the source of this 1346-nucleotide messenger RNA. RefSeq lists its product as uncharacterized. The record is from RefSeq and is a predicted model, not a curated record. NCBI's taxonomy places the organism in Eukaryota, Fungi, Ascomycota, Sordariomycetes, Sordariales, Chaetomiaceae. The transcript is spliced from 3 exons. Gene Ontology annotation, biological process: transmembrane transport. Gene Ontology annotation, molecular function: transmembrane transporter activity. The coding region runs from base 218 to 1201 and encodes 327 amino acids.
AAGCAAGGCACAUCAGCUAGUCGCGCGCGCGGGGACCCCCGAACACGGUGCCCAAAAUUUUCGGCGCAAUCAAUCUCGCUGCACGCGCGUCAUCAUCCCGAAGGCAAAAUACGCGACCAGCACAGCUGUCAGCACAGCUGUCAGCACAGCUAUCAGCGCAGCCCUCAGAGCAACACCCUGUGGAGAGCCCGGGCGCCUAACCGGACUCGCUGGAUGAAUGUCACUCAAGGGCGAACACCUCAAAGAUGAGGGAACUCGCCUGGAAGUCACGGCUGCCGGGGCCACCGCGGGCCUGAUUGCCCGCUUCGUCACCGCCCCGCUCGACGUCGUCAAGAUCCGCCUCCAGCUCCAAACCCACUCCCUCUCGGACCCCCUCUCGCACCGCAACCUGCAAGGCGGGCCCAUCUACAAGGGCACGCUCCCGACGAUCUGCCACAUCCUCCGCCACGAGGGCCUCGCCGGCCUCUGGAAGGGCAACGUGCCGGCCGAGCUCCUCUACGUGUGCUACGGCGCCGUGCAGUUCACCGCCUACCGCUCGACCACCCUCUUCUUGCACUCCGCCUUCGGCGAGGGCGCCCUGCCCCAGUCCGCCGAGUCCUUCAUCGCCGGCGCCGUCGGCGGCGGCAUCGCCACGGUUGCGACCUACCCGCUCGACCUCCUCCGCACCCGCUUCGCCGCCCAGGGCAACGACCGCGUCUACACGGGCCUGUGGCGCGCCGUGUGCCAGAUCAGCCGCGAGGAGGGCCUGCGCGGCUUCUUCCGCGGCCUGGCGCCGGGCCUGGCCCAGAUCGUCCCCUACAUGGGCUUCUUCUUCGCCGCCUACGAGACGCUGCGCCCGCCCCUGAGCGGCCUGGAGCUGCCCUUCAGCUCGGGCGGCGCCGUGGCCGGCACCAUGGCCAGCGUGCUGGCCAAGACGGGGACCUUCCCCCUGGAUCUCGUGCGGAAGAGAAUCCAGGUUCAGGGGCCCACCAGGGGCAGGUAUGUGCAUAAGAACAUCCCCGAGUACUACGGCGGCACGAUCGGCGCGGUGAGGACCAUCCUGAGGAUGGAGGGGUUGAGGGGCCUGUACAGGGGUUUGACGGUCAGUCUGCUGAAGGCGGCGCCGACGAGUGCCGUCACGAUGUGGACGUACGAGAGGGCCUUGAGCUUCUAUAGUGGGCUCGGAAAUCGGCUGCGGGAGAGAAGGGAGGAUAGUCUGUGAAGGAUGGUAUAGAGAGAGAUUGAGAAUGUGAUACCCUGAUUAGACAUAACGAUAGACCUCUACAUACACUACAUUCAUAGAACCAAACUCGUAAUGCUAGCAAGAAUGAUACGCUCUAUGGCGGCACCUGGGAUAGACCCGGGGC